GUAUGUGUUGUAUUUUGUUAUUCCAUUUAAAUACCAGUCGGGAUCGGAUUUUUCUGACAGCGGUCAAGGACGUUUUCAGGUGGAAGGAAAAGAGGGAAGCUAACACUGAACUUUAGGCUAUUUAGAACAAUAUUAUUCAUUCCAAGAACAUGGCCCAGACUGCCAUCAAAAGACAAAUGUUUCAAAGUGACAGUGAUUACUCUAAAAAAAUGAAAAAUGGGGUUUCCAAUGGGAACACUACCCAUCAUCCCUUGGAGCGAUUAAAGGUGAUCGCCCAGGAACAGGGGCUGGACCUAACGGACAGAAGGUUUGCCGAGUACAUGGACAGCAUUGACCCUAUUAGACACCUGCGGGAGGAUUUCUGUUACCCCAAGAUGAAAGAUCUCCCCAAAACUGACCUGCGACUGGUAGACCCAGAGGAGGACUGUGUGUAUUUCUGUGGGAACUCGCUGGGGCUGUGUCCAAAGAAGUUCAAGGAGUAUAUGCUUGUGGAGGUCAACAAAUGGGAAAAAACAGGAGUGGAAGGCCACACCUCUGGGGACUUGCCUUGGGCGUGGUUUGAUGAGGAUUUCUGUGAGGAUAUGGGGAAGAUUGUAGGUGCAAAGAAAGAAGAAGUAGCAGUCAUGAAUGGGUUGACUGUCAAUCUCCAUUUACAGUUGAUUUCUUUCUAUAGACCCACCCCAACAAGGUACAAGAUUAUGAUUGAAAGCAAGGCCUUUCCUUCAGACCAUUAUGCUGUAGAAAGUCAAAUAGAAUUUCAUGGAUAUGACCCCAAAACAGCCAUGAUCGAGAUAGAACCACGGAAGGGAGAACUGCUUCUUCGAGCUGAGGACAUUAUGGCUAAAAUUGAGGAGGAGGGGGACUCCAUUGCAGUGAUAUGCCUGAGUGGCACCCAGUACUACACAGGGCAGGUGUUUGAUAUCCCCACAAUCACAGAGGCAGGCCACAAAAAGGGUUGCUACGUCGGCUGGGACCUGGCCCAUGCUGCUGGGAAUGUUGAACUGAAGCUCAAUGAAUGGGGAGUGGACUUCGCCUGUUGGUGUACUUACAAAUACCUGAACAGUGGAGCAGGAUGUAUGGCUGGCUUCUUCCUUCAUGAGAAACACAAGAACAAUAAUUUUCCUAAACUCAAAGGAUGGUGGGGACACAAGCUAGACACCAGAUUUAAAAUGGACAACAAAUGGUCUGCUGACACUGGUGCCCUACAGUACAGAAUCUCUAAUGCCCCUGGAUUCCUGGGACCCUCAAUAAAGGCCAGUCUAGAGAUUUUCAACAAGACCAGUAUGAAGGAAAUAAGGGCCAAAUCUUUACUUCUGACUAGUUACCUGGAGGCCCUUAUCCUAAACAAGUAUGGUCAGCGGAAUGAACAACAGGAAAAUGGAGAAGUCAAAGAGAAUGGUCAGAAUGGAGAAGUCAAAGAGAAAGUAAAAGAGAAUGGUCAGAAUGGAGAAAUCAAAGAGAAAGUAAAAGAGAAUGGUCAGAAUGGAGAAAUCAAAGAGAAAGUAAAAGAGAAUGGUCAGAAUGGAGAGGACUGGAAACAUGUCCAUGUGGACAUCCUCAGCCCCUCAGACCCGACCCAGAGGGGCGCCCAGCUCUCGCUGUCCUUCUCUGUUCCUAUCCUUCAUGUCUUUGAGGAACUCACCAAACGAGGAGUAGUGUGUGAUGAAAGGAAGCCCAAUGUUAUCCGUGUGGCUCCGGCACCACUCUACUGCUCCUUCCUAGAUGUGUACAGGGGAGUUAACUACCUGGACCAGUCGGUACAGUCCGCAGCAAAGAUCAGCUAAUCCAGGGACUGGGUGGGAGACAGAGAACAGCUAAUCCAGGGACUGGGCGGGAGACACAGAUCUGGAUUAAGGAUUUGCCUACAAAACACUUUCCAUAGUUCAUUCUAUUAUCUUAACCUUAGAUAGGAUAAAUCUCCUUAAAGGAGAAUGUUCUCUAUCCAUCUCAAAUCCUUAGUGACAUGCACAGUAUUUUUUUAUUUAAUGUUGUUUCUCUGGAGGAAAACAAGAUAUAUAUUUUUGUAUAUUGUUUCAGGUUACAGGUACAUAUUAUUUACAGUAUGCACUCUAUUUAUAUCACAUUGUUAUCAAUCUAGUAAUUUUUUUCCCACAUUAAUUUGAAAUAGUAAACCAAAAUCAACUAGUAUUUAAUUUGUUCUGCAGAUCCUAAUUAUUGAUUUACAGUGAUAUUUUUUUUUUCACAACUAUUGUACUUUAUAAUUCAUUCUGUCUGAAGUAGUAAAUUAAUCUGGACUAGUAAUUGUGGACAAAUGUUCUCAACUGAGAGAUUGUUUUCUAAUGAUCCUUUCAUAACUUUCUUACAAGAAUAAAAGUUUGGCUUGAAUAAAAACUGUGGAAUCAUUAGAAUUCUUGGUGCCUGUAUUGCAUAGGACUAUUGGGGGAACAUUGUUUCCACCAAACAUGCUUACCAAAUUACAAAACUGUAUGCAUGCCUGCAGUGGAGAAUCCACUUAUGAAAUUUGGCCCCCUUAAAAGGAAUAACUAAUUAGUUUAAAAUAGGGGAGGGGGAGCCACCAAUGUGUAUAUUUCAGAUAAUCAGAAGAUACAAUGUGUUUUCCAUAUGAGUCUAUUAUUAUAUUUCAUUUGUUUUGUCUCUGAUUGGGAAUGCUGGGUUCUCUCUUUUUUUACAAUGUUCAAUGAGAAAUGUGCUUGUAUGUGAGAUGAUGAUAAUGGUGUUCGUUGCUUCAUGUGAUAUUUCUAAUUAUAAGUGCUAUGUUUUAUUUUGUUUAUGUGUAGUGUUGUUUUUAUGUAUAUUUUUGAUUCUUCGUGGGAUAAUCAUUCGAAUUUUGUUAAGAGUUGUGUGAGAAAUUUCCUCUCUGAUUUCUUUAUUAUUUUGUUUUUAUUUUAUUGUUAGUUGAGUUUUAUUGUGUAAUACAAAUGAUGUCAUACUAAUAGAGCAAUAGAAUUUUUUUUUUACAAUUUAUAUUGUUAUAUUAUGUGUAUAUUAACUUUGUGUACAUGUACAAAAGCUCCACCAGUAAUAAAAGACACAAAAUGUAGGAGAA
Molecule: messenger RNA, 3028 nt
Organism: Magallana angulata
Lineage: Eukaryota; Metazoa; Mollusca; Bivalvia; Ostreida; Ostreidae
Product: kynureninase-like
Exons: 13
Coding region: 150-1784 (544 amino acids)
Biological process (GO): NAD+ biosynthetic process
Cellular component (GO): cytoplasm
Molecular function (GO): pyridoxal phosphate binding; kynureninase activity
Source: RefSeq, a predicted model, not a curated record